AUGGAUAAAACAUCUCUAGCAAGCCUUCCAGAUGAUAUUAUUCUCGACAUCGUCGAGCAUCUCGACACGGCGCGUGACGUAGCUCACGUCUCGGCCUUGACAAAGCAUAUCAAUAGCCUCACGCGGCAGGAUGGCUGGCGAACUUUCGUCAAGACUCGUUUUUCAUCGCUGGAUAUUGUCACAAACUCGGAGACACAGUGGAGUUCGGUUGCAGAACGUGCAACGUAUCUGGACCGUUGCUGGGAGAAGCGUGGGUUUUGGGUCAAUGUUCUUCAUGAGAAGAAGCAGCAACCUGGGAGAUUCCAGCGCAGAGUUGCGGGCAGUCAAUCUGUGCUGUUUCACACUGUUCUUGAUGCAAGGCUCAUGUCAUCGCUCAAGCAUGAAGUUGUUGCGGCAGGCGUGGGCGAGAACCUCAUGGUUCGGAUGAAGCCUGUGGAUGGCGAGCCGGAUACCUGGCAUCAGGUUGAGGGGCAGACUCAUGGGUAUCGAGCUGGCACUGGAGACGCGACAGCAGUUUCAAUCAUAGAGCACGAACAAACGCCCGGUGUAGUUGUCGGGAGAGCCAAUGGAGAUAUUCAGAUCCUCUCUGGCAAAGACAACUUUGCAACAAUCACUCGACGUCUGAAACCAGCGAAUGAAGCAGAGCAGAACCACGCUUCGGACCCCAUGAGAAAGUCCCCAGGCCAGGUAGCCGUCUCGUCUCUGCAGUGGCACCCCGAAGCAAAUCUGCUGGCAUCUGGCAAAGGCUCCAUCCUGACACUCUACGAUCUCGCCGUACCUGACGAGUCAGAAACGAGUCCCUUGGAGUUCUACGACUUCUCACAGGGAAGCCCCUCGGAUGAAGCCUCACUCCUACGGAGCACCAAGUUCAUGAGCAAAGAUGUCGUCGCUUGUGCUCUAGGUGGGAGUAGAAACCCUCUGCGUUGGGGACAACUUACACCUACGGGGUUGGUCUUCUCCAAUGCUGCCAGCAACCCCAGGUCUCUCGAUAACGCCGCUAAGCUGACCGAUGUGAGAAUCGGCGAGAAGACUACAGUUCGUGCGAUUGAGCCUAUCAGAGGGAAUGAGAAUCUUCUGUUGAGUACAUGGGAUGACGGGACAUAUCGACUGUUGGAUAUUCGAACACCUUCACCACAAGACGCAGUCUACAGGGACCGUUUCCAGCCUUAUGAAGCAGGCAGUUCCCUUCUCGUCUACGGUACAGAGCGUUUCGUCGCAGGAAGCAACACAGCGCCGGACAUCCGUCUCUUUGACUUUCGAUACCCAAAGCCAUAUCACCACACAAGUGCUCUCUCAUGCUCCACACAAUGGCCCUUUCCAAGUCAAAAGGACGACCACAAGAUGUGGAAGCAAGGAUGGGCGCCAGACUGUCAGCCGCAGGAAUGCGAUCCCCAAACAGGUCUAUUUUGUAACUGGCACAGUACAUCCAAGCGGAACUACUGGCGUCCUGAUGCCACCCUUCACAUUGGCAGUUCGACGUACGACAGGAUCUAUUGUCUGGCCAAAGCAUCUGACCUAUCGGAUACGCUUUACUGCGGUCUUCGCGGCGCAAUGCUCGAGAUGAACCUGCAUCUCACCGACGACGCGGCUCACAGGCCCAGCCAACGCACUGUCCCUACGGGAUGGAGCAUGGGAAGGCCCGGAGGCAAGAUUUCGCUGAUCGAGACAGGUGUGAGCCUCUGCCAGGCCAAGGAAUGGCAUCUAGAGAAUCGUGGUGUUCCUGAGCUGAUCGUCCAGCAGCCUCAGCCACAGAGAUGGACGGGUUCAUCGGAUCAGGUAAAGCGGCAUCGUCUAGAUUACGCGUUUCAUAGACCACAGGAUUUCGAUCAGGCACAAGCCUUGAGUGAUGGUUCAUUUUCUGACAUGUUACAAAAUUUAGAAUAA
This is a messenger RNA of Fusarium sp. VM40, 1884 nucleotides long. NCBI's taxonomy places the organism in Eukaryota, Fungi, Ascomycota, Sordariomycetes, Hypocreales, Nectriaceae. The record is from the annotation of a GenBank genome assembly.